CGACGGUGCAGCUGUCAGGAACCAUGACUGAAGAUGACGGAUUCUGUUGUCGUGGAGGGAUACUGCAGACUCCGAGAUGGGAAAAAGUGGAAAACUAGAUGGCUCGUGCUGCGCAAGCCUUCACCCGUAGCAGAUUGCCUCGUGCUGCUGGUUUUUAAAGACAAAUCAGACAAAGUUCAGGGCAACAAAGAGAGGGCGAGCGUCACCUUGGAGGAGAUCUGCGGCCUGGAGGCCGGGCAGUGGUACGAGGGAGUAGCUUUUACACUGACCGUCCUCUGCUUGAAUCAAGCGGCUCUACUGGGCUUCGACAGCAGGGAGGCCCUGCAGGCGUGGGCCAUCCGCCUCCGAUACAGCCUUGGAGAAGUUCAUAGUUUCAGCGUUGGAGUCUUACCAGGGACCAAGUUGGAGAGCGGACCUGCAACUCUCCAUUUGUGCAACAACCUACUGGCGCUCUCCCGGGACAUCCCUCCCGCCAUCAUCGCUCACUGGAACCUGCCCGACCUGCGCAGAUAUGGACCUGUGCCCAAUGGAUUUGUGUUCGAAGGAGGGACAAGAUGCGGUUACUGGGCCGGUGUGUUUCUGCUGGCAUCAGCAGAGAGUGAGCAGAUCAGCUUUCUGUUUGACUGCGUCGUCAGAGGCAUCUCCCCCAGCAGGGGACCGUUCGGCCUGCGACCCGUUCUGCCAGAGCUCAGCUCGUCCCAGGCGAGUUCAGAGGAGAAGCUGAACCAUGAGGCAGAGGAGCUGGAGAAGCGACUGAGCAUGCUCUCCCACGGGAGCAGCACAGGGGCCUCCUCUACAUACUGCCCGUCUGUCGGGGGGGACGACCGCAGUAUAUCCGGUUCUUCUGACGCGUCCGACACCAAGCCGCUCAGACAGCAGCCUCGGCAGCCGGACUGGUCAUCUGGGCCGAACCCGCGUCCGUCCCGCCCGCAAACGUCGGCCCGGCUAAAACGCCGCCGCAGAUCGUGCGAAAAGCUUCCAGCCAACCAGGGAGUCGUAAGCAGACCGGCCUCCAAGACGCCCCGGCAGCUGCAGGAAAUCGGCCGUCAGAGUUCCUCCGACAGCGGCAUCGCCACCGGGAGCCACUCCUCGUAUUCGGGCAGCUUCUCCUCGUACACGGGUAGCCUGGACAUCACCUCCGGGGAGGACUUCGGCUCCGUUUUCAGCUUGCCUCCCCACCUGGCCCAAGAACUGAGCCCGUGCACGUGCACGGCCGAUCGUGGACGUGAAUAUCAGGUGCAGCUCCAGCACCGGCACCGGCGCACGCUCUUUAUGACACCCCCCAGGAGUCUGCUGCAGGAAAUAAGUGGGGAUGCCAACAACAAUGAGCCCUCCUCUUCAGCUAAAGACACUCUGGCCCCUUCAGACCUCCCGACUGAGACAGAAAGAGGGAGUAAAAUCAGCGCUGAUGGUCUCUCAGACGCCUCAGAGAGACAGUCAAUAAGUGAACACUCACAAGGCCUUCCAGACGAGGGCAGGAAACCAAAACGGCGCCCUCUAGUGACGCUUGUCACACUUGCAGCUCUCUCACGUCUGCUUCCAAAACCACGGGGUUACUGUAUGGAUUACCUCGCAGUCAGGUGGCAGCAGCUUGUGCGCGCAGGCUUCAGCGGCGUAUCAUCUGCUCCGUGGCUCGCUGUCAAAGCGAACGGGGUGAUAACGUGCGGGCUGAAGGCGAUGGCGCUCUGCGUUCGGUGGCAGAACAACCGACGGACCCACGGUCCAUCUGUCGAACAAAUUAGCAUCGCAGCAGCCAGUUUACUGAGACGCUGCUGUGGAACAGAGCAGAGGAUCCCUGUGAACCCCCUUGAAUACACAUCCUUCCACUUUAGAAAUGGGUGUUUUAGAUCAAAUACCAAUUUUAUUUCUCUUUCCCCCACAGGGGACACUUUAUACCACUCAAGUUCGUUAGUGACACCAGUGAAGAAAACUCUGCAGAAGUCCUCUCCCGGUUCCGGAAGCAUCCGCUCCACAGAGCCGCCGGGAGUGAAGACGGGCGAGGAGUCGGCGCCGUUCAAAAGAGGAGAGAAAUUAGCCGGCCUCUUAUCUGAUCUGCUCAGCUUUCCGAGCGCAGACAGGCGGCCAGAGGCAAAGGCACACAGGCUGAACCUGUACGAAUCAAUGAGCCCGGCUUUGGGACACGGGCCCAGCUCGACACCUGCCGUACCUCCACAAGACCAUCAAGACAAAAGGCCUGUCAUUUAUGAAAACUGUACCAAGUGUCGGCGAGCGCACUGCCACCCUCCUCCGCGUGCCAUGCCUGCUAAAAGGUACGGCAGCGGGGACAUUUCCACUUUUCAAGCCUUCCCAAAUGGGCCGCACCUGACGGAGAGCCAAGAACGUGACUGUGCGGCCGAUGAGGAGCCGCUCCAUCAGUCUCUCAGAAACAUAGACGGCCGGAGCCAGCACGAGGAGAUGAAUGGUUGGACUGUAAACUGUGAAGACGAAAAGCGUCAUAGCAAAGGCGAAAGGUGCAGAGCUGAUCCUGCUUACGCCACCAUGGAGAGUUGUUUGACGGAGAGGAACGUGGAGAUUGCGGGGAGCGGUGCUGGCUGUCUCUGCACGUUUAAGGCAGAAGAGAAGAGCAAGUAUGAGCUAAUGGGCAGCUAUGGCCAGAGGAGGUUUCUUCACGAGGCUGAAGGGCCGGUGUUUGCCUGCCCUCCAGAGGCUCCGCUUUCUGACAGAUCUCGCAACGAAGGCGCGACGUACGUCAAUAUUCCCGUCAGUCCCACGUCUAAGAAACAAGUGAACUACAUGGAGCUGGAGCUGCAGGAGCCGGGCCCCGGCGCCCGAGGGACCGGCGCACAUCUGCCAGCUCAGAGAAAGAGCUCCACCAGGUACGCCCACAUUGACAUCACGGCCACCGAGACGGCCCAUAAGGUCGGUACGCAGCACGCUCUGGGUCGACAGGAGGGCCUGCAGACCCUGGAGCUGAGGCGGAAGGGGACGCCACGUUGACGCACCACAAAGUUUUGCAAGAGCCCCGGCUUUAACGAACCCCCGUUCUGCUCCAUCUGUUGAAAAAAUAUAUUUCUUGCUUGGAUGUCACCAGCCGUUUACACAUGAUGAAAUCCCCAGAAUACAUUUGUCUCACGCUUGCAGCCUGAGAUUUGCUUUACAAACUCGCUGGAAGGUGGAACUCCAUCAGGAAGGUUUGGCACGGGGCUCAGGAGCGACAUUUCAAAAAAAGUUUGCGAACUCAGGCAUACCAUUAUGUCAGCUGAAGGAUGAUGUGCCAGUCCUGAGCUGAGCCGCUGGCCCGAACAGACCCAGGCGGAGCGGCAUUACAGAGCCAGCUCAGGCCAUCCGUCAUUACAUGCAGCAUGCUGCUUUUGCAAAUGAGCCGGGGUAGCUGUGGGAAAGGAAGCGGAGAUUGUUUAUUAUCAUGAGGAGUAAACCCUUAUUUAUUCCUCACUGGUCAGUAAUUUCAUUUUUUAGCUGCAACAGAACUCUCUGAAUGUAUUCAAAUGUGGGUAAAUGUCAUCAGGACUCGCUGCUCGACCUUGUGAAUGACUGGACGUUGGUUCUGCAGCAGGAUGCUCCUGCGUGCAGACCUGGUUAAUCUGGUAAUGAAAGGAUUACAGCAAGUGAGCAGAAAGCUGAUGCUGCUUUAGUUUUCCUGUCUGAGAAAGUCUUCAUAAAUAAUGCAGAAUGUUCUCUUUGAAGACUUUCUAUGGAAAUAUGUUUAACGAUGGCACCAAAUGUUAUGUAUUUAAUCCUUUUAAAUUGUUCAUAUUUUGAAUUUGAGUUCACAUUAGCAUUUUACAACUGUUUGACAAAUGUGUUUUGCAUACCUGCACUCUCUCACUAGAUAUAUUGUUUUGUGUCAUUCUGCUGUGAUCAAACUAUAUUUUUAUUAACAUUGAUUUGCUUGUUUUCUACUUAAAUGAUAUGGAUUGUUAUAAAAUGUACACGUGAAGACACGAUGUACAGCUAAGAUGUAUCGAAAGAGUUAAAGAGCAUCGCCUGCUAUCUAAAUAACCAUAUUUUUUUCCAUGUAACUUGAUUUUUCAUGCCAGUUAUUUAUAAAUAUAUCUCCAACUUUGAGUUUUUCUUUUUUCAUUCAAUCAUCGGGACGUUUCCAUCAUGUACAGUUUUAAUCCUGUUUGUUAUAGUGUUAUAUAAAUCAUCCUU
This is a messenger RNA of Cololabis saira (Pacific saury), 4134 nucleotides long. RefSeq lists its product as uncharacterized. Gene Ontology annotation, biological process: neuromuscular junction development; positive regulation of protein tyrosine kinase activity. Gene Ontology annotation, molecular function: protein kinase binding. The transcript is spliced from 14 exons. NCBI's taxonomy places the organism in Eukaryota, Metazoa, Chordata, Actinopteri, Beloniformes, Belonidae. Bases 34 to 2958 code for a protein of 974 amino acids. The record is from RefSeq and is a predicted model, not a curated record.